Messenger RNA from Hibiscus syriacus, 1998 nucleotides. RefSeq names its product nicalin-1-like. Lineage: Eukaryota; Viridiplantae; Streptophyta; Magnoliopsida; Malvales; Malvaceae. The transcript has 14 exons. The coding region runs from base 73 to 1764 and encodes 563 amino acids. Gene Ontology annotation, biological process: regulation of signal transduction. Gene Ontology annotation, cellular component: endoplasmic reticulum membrane. The record is from RefSeq and is a predicted model, not a curated record.
CUUAAAAAAACAGAAAUAAGAUAAACCCGAAUUCUCCUUUUUACUCUGCCCAAACCCUAGAUCCAAUCUCCGAUGGCCACUUCAAAGAAUUCGGGCGGCCUCCGCCAGUUGUUAGAAUCGACGUACUCCGUCAUCGCUCUGCUCUUCAUUUUAGUAGCCUGCGUCGAACUCUGCGAUGCCGCCGCUGCCGUCGACGUCUACCGUCUUAUCCAAUACGACAUGUCCGGUACCCCUUUCGGAUCUCGAUUCGCCGCCCUCAACCACCACGCCUCCUCCUUGCGUUUCCCUCCUGGCGCCGAUCUUUCCAGAACCGUUCUCAUCAUCCCUCUUCGCGAAUUGAAUGUCACCUUCGUUCGAGAAUAUAUUACUCAGAAAAAGCCGUUAGGAGGGUUGUUAUUUUUGCUUCCUGAAGUACUUAGCUUUAAACAAGGAGGGAAUAAGCAAGUUCAUGAAAAAGGGAAAAUGAAAAAAUUAUUGAUGGAGCUCGAACAGUUGCUUGUACAUUCAAAUAUACCUUAUCCUGUCUAUUUUGCUUUUGAGAAUGAUGACAUUGAUACUGUGUUGGCUGAUAUCAAGAAGAAUGAUGCGAUGGGUCAGCCUGCUACUGCAACUACAGGCGGAUACAAGCUUGUUAUCCCAAUAGCAGAACCUAAGAAAGUUGCAUCUCCCACAAUCACUAAUAUCCAGGGGUGGUUGUCUGGAUUAAAAGCUGAUGAAGAUGCAAAUCAACUUCCAACCAUUGCUAUUGUGGCUUCUUAUGAUACGUUUGGAGCUGCUCCUGUACGCAUUAUCAUGGGAAGUGACAGCAAUGGAAGUGGCAUUGUGGCUCUUCUUGAAAUGGCAAGGCUUUUCUAUCUUCUCUACUCAAACCCUAAGACAAGAGGAAGGUACAAUUUACUUUUUGGCCUGACAUCUGGUGGACCAUAUAACUACAAUGGGACUCAGAAGUGGCUUCGGAGUUUUGAUCAACGUCUACGUGAGAGUAUUGACUAUGCUAUUUGCUUAAAUAGUAUUGGUUCUUGGGAUAAUGAAUUAUGGAUUCAUGUGUCCAAGCCUCCUGAGAAUGCCUACAUCAAGCAAAUUUUUGAGGGUUUCUCUAAUGUAGCUGAGGAGUUGGACCUCAAAGUUGUCUUAAAGCACAAGAAAAUUAAUAUUUCCGAUCCUCGAGUAGCUUGGGAGCAUGAACAGUUCUCAAGGCUGAGAGUCACUGCUGCCACUCUUUCUGGAUGUCCUGUUGCACCAGAACUCUUCGAAGGCACUGGUGGUCUGUUUGACGGCAGACAAUAUGUGAAUGAAACUGCAAUUGUUAGAGGUGUGAAGUUAGUUGCUGAAAGUCUUGCGAGGCAUAUCUAUGGUCACCAGGGAAAAAGUGCCCAAAUUUUUGCAGAUGAGAGUAGUUUGUCUGUCAAUCCUGCAUAUAUACGAUCUUGGCUGAAUCUUUUAUCACAAACACCUCGAGUAGCUCCAUAUCUGUCAAAGAAUGACCCUUUUGUCAUGGCAUUGAAAAAGGAAUUAGCUGGUCAUGCUGACGAAGUGAAUGUGCAACAUGAGAAUCUUGAAGGGAUAUUUACUUUCUAUGAUUCAACUAGCGCUAGGUUAAACAUAUAUCAGGUUGCUAGUGUAACAUUUGACUUGCUGUUACUCCUUGUUCUGGGAUCGUAUUUGAUAAUGCUCUUCUGUUUUCUUGUCAUCACAACUAGGGGUGUUGAUGAUCUAAUCGGUUUAUUUCGCCGACCCCCUUCUCGAAGGGUGAAAACUGCUUGAUUGAUGAAGUAACAUUAUACACAGAAAUGCAUGGUAUGAAUGGUUUUCUGAUAUAGCAUAAAUUGAAAUCUCUGGGGUUCUCAAGUUGAUACUAAUGAUUUUACUAGUUUUAUCUUGAGGGAUGCUUUUAAAUUUUGCUCCAAAAUAGAUGGUAACUUUAUUUUUCCAAGAAUGGAAUCAAUCAAAAUGCAAGAAAUUUUAGUCAGAUCUAUUCGAUACGGUUUUCAAUAUUUA